Molecule: messenger RNA, 2997 nt
Organism: Amblyraja radiata (thorny skate)
Lineage: Eukaryota; Metazoa; Chordata; Chondrichthyes; Rajiformes; Rajidae
Product: tubulin-specific chaperone cofactor E-like protein
Exons: 9
Coding region: 232-1509 (425 amino acids)
Molecular function (GO): protein binding
Source: RefSeq, a predicted model, not a curated record
UGUGACGUCAGCUCCGCAGGCGCGUACUCGGGAGGCGCGCUCUCGCGGCCGCUGUCGGCAGCAAAACAGACCGGGAGCGGAGGCGGGAGGUGCAAGAGCUGCAGACUUGUUCUCAAAGCCAAAUAUAUAAUCCAUAGUUCAGAAGGAAGUGAAGUCAAUUGGAAAAUAAGAUUUGCCCAUCGUCUAAUUGGAUUUUUCACCAGUCUGCAGACUGCUCUUGUCAAUUGAAAGAUGAGUGUCACACGUGGACGCAGUUUUGUUGAGGUUAUUUGUGAGAAGUACAGCCCAGAAAACUUCCCGUAUCGACGAGGAAUGGGUAUUGGCAUUCACAUCUGUUUUGGGCCCCGGGGCUCACCUGUGAAAGCACGUCUAAACCUUCCAGCUAUCCUCGUGCUGGAUGGUUGUGGAAUUAACACUGCUGGAGAGGAAAGUGACAUUGCUGCCUUCUGCUCACAUGUUUGUGAACUCGACUUAUCCAAUAACAAUCUACAAGACUGGUACGAGAUCAGUAAAAUUGUGUCAAAUCUUGCCAAUCUGACCUUUCUGAAUCUCACCUCGAAUUCGCUGACUGAGGCCAGGUUAGACUCGAAAUGUGCUGCCUCUUUCUCCCGAAUACAGAGACUCGUCCUCAACAAUACCAAGCUUUCAUGGGAAAUCAUUCACACAUUUCUGCAGGAGUUGCCAAGGUUGGAGGAGCUUUUCCUAUGCUUAAAUGACUACAGGACAGUUCUGCUAUCGCCCUGUUCCUACCCAUCACUGCGACUCCUCCAUAUUACUGACAAUAAUCUCACCGACUGGGCUGAGCUACACAAACUUGGACAGAUGUUACCAGGCCUGGACACAUUAAUCCUGGCAAACAACCCACUGACCAGCAUCGUGGAUUCACAAGAAACGUUGGCACGGCUUUUCCCAAACCUACGAUCAAUAAAUCUUCAUAACUCGGGACUAAGCUCAUGGGAUGACAUUGAUAAACUCAAAGCAUUUCCUAAACUGGAGGAAGUGAGGCUUCUGGGAAUUACAUUACUGCAAAAUUAUUCUGAGGAGGAACGACGCAAGCUCGUCAUAGCUAGGUUACCAUCAAUUAUUCUAUUAAACGGGAGUAAAGUUGCAGGAGAGAGGAUAGAUGCCGAACGAUUUUUCAUACGUUACUACAUAAAGCAGCCAGAUGACGAUUUACCAGAAAGAUAUCAUGAACUGGUAGCACAAUAUGGUGUGUUGGAACCGUUGGCUGUGGUGGACCUCCGGCCCCAGAGUCGUGCCAAGAUUGAAGUUCACUUUGAGGAUAAAGUUGAAGUGAUGAAUAUUCGUCUCGAUCAGACUGUGGGUGAUCUGAAGAAACACCUUCGAACUGUCGUGCAGUUGUCAACCAAUAACAUGCGGUUGUAUUACAUUGAUCAAGACAUGGUAAACACAUUUGGACCAGAAGAAAUGAGAUACAGCUUGCGUGCCCUUCACUCGUUUAGUAUUCGAGAUGGAGAUGAGAUUCAUGUAGAACCAAAAACAAAAUAGUCUUGUGAAUUUACUCAAUCUUUGCACUUUUUACACAAGUAUUUUGUUUGCUAAUGAAAGUAUUGCUCGGUUACAGUGCGUUUUCACAAUUGUAACUUAAAGGGUUAGCGAUCCAUGUAUAGGUACCGAUUAAUGCUGAAACUAGUUCACAAAAAAAGAUCAACGUUCCUACCAGUAAUGGAAGAAAGUUUCUAAGAUGGACAUAAGAGAAACCUGUCUAAGGUGACCUAGUAACAACAGAGCCCGAGAUCGCCACCAAUCUUCGGUCAUUAGAGGCGUGGUGUGAUGUGAUUAUUGAAUACAAUGGUGUAUCGCUAACUACUUUACUGUGCGAUGUAUCAAAUGAAAGCAGAUAUUGAGUGAGGUAACACAAAUCUGGGGUUACGGCCUGUGGAUGAGUUUGUUUAAUUACCAAUCACUCAAGGUUUUGUGAACAUACAGUAUGUCAUCAGUGUCAUGCAAUAGAAUUUCUUAUAAACAGGUCUAUGGAUAAUGGAAAGCUGUGAUAAGAUGCAGAGCACAAACUGUUCUUGCUCAUAACAACAUUGGUUCAUACCAUGCCAUUGCUCUUUCAAGGAGCUGGUCCAGACAAGAUGAAGGGAAUGUCCUCCACCGUAUGAUAGCUUUAAUAUCACUAAAACAGCAUUAUGAUUUUUGAAGCAAUGACAAAUCAUUUCAGCAGAAUCCAUUUCUUCGCACUUGCAGUAUCUGGUUCAGUCUUGAUUGAGGUGUUUAUAUGUUGUAUGCAAUAAGCGCUGAACUACAGUCAGCACUUUGAAUAUAAUUUUAUACAUCAAAUGUCUUUGCACACUGGCCCCAGACUCCAUAUGCACUACCACAGCACUUUAAUAGUACCUGUGCAGUAUGUGGCAUUUGCAUUCCAUUCAAUGUGUUGACUACAAUAUACACUCCCACAUAUAUAUGCAAAUAUGUGUGUAUGUGGGUAUAUAUUUGUCACAAUUACUAAUGCGGGUAGUAAAGCAGCAAAAGUAUCAACUUGUAUGAAAGUUCAGAAUACAUUGCGUAUUGUCUCUAUUUUAAACCUGGAGAUGUUAAAUCUUUUCAACACGCUCCAUGUUGCCUUAAUUUCAUUUCAUGAUGUUUUAGCAAUUUGUGUAUAUGUUUAAUGUAUUGUUCACAGAACUCAAUUAUGUUGCUUUUUUUACCUUUCUGAGUUUAAGACUCUUGGUGUGCACAAAAUCAAAAUCUCCGGGUGCGAUUGCUGUGAACAACCCCAUCUCAGUGUUCAUUGUCUCUCAUGGUUUAUAAUGCUCGGCUACUUUUGGAAGACCUUAAUGCGGUGAUACUCCCAUGCAUCAUUUGUCAGAAGUGUGUGAUUUAAUCUAUUGUUGGCUGCAAUGGAAAUAAUUGAUUUGUAUUCUGGACUGAGGCUAGUGUAGAAUCAACACAAGAUGUGGUCUCGGCAAGCACUGUGAUAAAAAAGGACUUUAUACCUUAUUGCCAGUCCCCAACAGAAGCUGAAUAUUG